AUGCCCAUCUGCAUUGAGUGCAGGCACCCUGUCAAGACGCUCUGGACGGCAUACUCUGGCGCAGGGGACAAGUCCAGCGGACACAAUAUCCGACUCACCGUGUGUCGCAACUGCGGCCGCUUCUGCGACAAGUACGUCGAGCAUGACUUUGUCGUAUUGUUCAUCGAUCUGGUUCUUAUAAAGCCCCAGGUUUAUCGACACUUGCUAUAUAAUACGUUGAUGCGUGAUGAUGAUCGCUUAGAUCCCUCCAUCAUCCGUCUUGGGAUCCUGCUGCUUCUUUUUGAUGUGUAUUUGACAUGGGCACGGCUGGAGAAGCAGACAAUACCGGAUGCUAUACCAGGAGCGAGUAAUCUGGGCAGACUGGCCCAGCAGCCAAUUGUCUUUCAAUAUAUAUUUUUUCUCAUCUUUUGCGCUCUCUCGACGGCAGCAUUCCAUGUGAGCAUACGCUUCCUCACAUCGUCUGCCUUUUCACCUCUCAACCUCUUGGGCAUUCUCCCACAGUAUACAAGGCCCAACUCAGUGUCCACAGCUCUUCUGGUGUCAUCUUCCACCAAGCUGUUCCCCAUCCUUAUGGUAAUCUGGGACUACGAUGUCCCCGCCUCUGCUCGUUCACUUGGCUGGGCCGUUGUGGCCAACAAUGUGGAGGCUCUGCGCAUCCUCCUCGACUGCAAUUACCUAACAGCAUGCCUACUCGCCAUCGCAGGGGCGGCCUCACGCUGGGUCGUCGGCCGAGCCGUUCUCCUCGGCGCUGGUCUCGCGGACGUUGACUCGAUAGGUGAGAGUGGUGUGGCGGCAGAUGGUAAAGCACUCUGGGCAUUGUUGAUGUAUGCGAAAGAAUGGGCAGGCCGGCUCGCUGUCGGAUGA
This is a messenger RNA of Fusarium sp. VM40, 864 nucleotides long. NCBI's taxonomy places the organism in Eukaryota, Fungi, Ascomycota, Sordariomycetes, Hypocreales, Nectriaceae. The record is from the annotation of a GenBank genome assembly.